This is a messenger RNA of Diatraea saccharalis (sugarcane borer), 1041 nucleotides long. Lineage: Eukaryota; Metazoa; Arthropoda; Insecta; Lepidoptera; Crambidae. The record is from the annotation of a GenBank genome assembly.
AUGGUUAAGUGUAGUAGCUGCGGCAAAUUUCUUUCGGCGGCAGAGAGUGUGCGCUGUGGCAAAUGUAGCUGCUCAUUCCAUAAGCCAUGUGUAGCAAUUCCCGAGACGGCAACUGUCAAAAGUUUAUGGUUAUGUCCGGGGUGUAAAUUAAAAAUCCCUAGGGGGGACAACACCUCCACGCCCUUGAAGGGCCUCUCCGCAGAAUACACGGUGUCCGACAGCCCUCCGCAUAUGGACGACACGGCCCACGACGUGACGGAGGAGUUUAGAGUGGAUUUAGCCUUAGAAAUCCGCUCAUUCAGGAACGAACUCGGUGGGUUGAGGGCGGAGGUUCGAGAGUGUCGAGCGGAUAUUGCCGAAUUAAAGUCAGUCAUAAAUAGAUAUGAAGAAAAAAUUACAUCUAUGGAGAAUAGGAUUGUGACGCUUGAGACUAACAUGAGUAUCCCUACUUCAGCCGUGGGUACAUUGGAGGUCGCUGUCGCCGAGCUUAAAGCCCAGCUAAAUGAUAAAGAUCAGGAGCUGUUGUCCAAUGAUGUUGAUCUCACCGGAAUACCCGAACAAAGUGGAGAGAACGUCAUGAGUAUUGUAAGGGCUAUAGCGGUCAAGUUUGGUAUUGAACUGGACGACAGGGAUGUUGUGAAAGCGGAUCGUGUGGGUUCGUCGCGGCGCAACAGAAUCUCCGGAGGCGGGGACGCUUCUGGCGCUGUAGUCGGUGGUGACGCAGGGGAACAGCGACCGCGUGCUAUCGCCGUACGCUUUACUCGUCAAACUGUGCGCGAACAGUGGCUGCGUGCUGCCCGAGUGCGACGGGUGCUGACAUCUGGCGACAUCGAGAUUCCUGGCCCGUCACGACGUAUAUACAUUAACGAGCGCCUUACUCGUGUUAACCGUCGACUGUUCUUUCUCGCGCGCCAGGCGGGAUCCGAGCGCCGGUGGAAGUACGUUUGGACUAGGAAUGGCAGAAUACUCGCGCGCAAGAGUGAUGGUCAGCAGUCUGUUCAAAUACGAGACGAGCGCGAUAUAUCAAAGGUUUUUGUAUAG